AUGAGGAAGAUCUGGGGAAAAAGAGACGGUAAGGACAAGAGGAAAAGUUUAUCGUCAAAAUUCACCAACGGGUCCAACAACAACCAGGACUAUGAUGAUACUAGCUCACUCCAAAGUGGAGCCACGGGAAGCAUCUCUGGUGGUAAUUCAUCAUAUUAUGAGCGACACAUGGACUAUACCCACAACAACAGAAGCAAUACCCACCUAAACCACGGUGGAAACGACGAUGAUAUAAUGUCAAUCAGGGAAGAAAGAGAAGAUGGAGACAGAGAAGAAAGAGAAGAAAAUGGGAGGAGCGGAGACAAUAAUGAACACGAUCACGACCAACAAACUAUUUCAAACGAAUCUCGUCUCUCACAUGAUGAAAUCUCCACUUUACCAACUGCUCCAACUCACAAGCAAAAUACAAGAGCAAAUCAUUCUAUAACUGGGGCUCAGCUUGCACGCGCACCUUCUAAUACGUCUACAUUAGCAUCUACUUAUACUCCGUCAAAGAGCUCUACUCAACAGCUGGCAUACACCAUAACAUCACAGCAACACGGACAACAACAUGGACCACAACAAGGACAACAACAAGGACAACAACAAGGACAACAACAAGGACAACAACAUGUAGAACCACAUAACCAGAGUCCACUCAGACUUAGCGCAUUGGUGAAGCAAGACUAUGAUACCACCGUUGUCAAGACUGGGUGGCUCAACACCAUUGUGAACAAGAAUGGGGAUAUUGAUCAGCAAAACUUGAAAAUAUAUAGAGUGGAAUUAAAAGGUUCCUUUCUUCACUUGUAUAAACCAGCAUCAAAUCUAAAUAUCAAAAGCUUCAAAUUGGAUAACAAUUUGGAAAAUGAAUUUAGUAGUACAGGAGGUGCGCCUAGUAUAUCAAAUGCAAGCGAUGAUGCAACUUUAACAGAUUCUGCGAGACAAGCUGAUCACAUGAGUUCAACUAGCCCUACAAAGAGAUUUAAUAACCUAAGUGAUUUUGAUAAAAGCAACAUCAGUAUUUCCUCGCCUCAAAUGAUUGAAACUCCAAUCCAUACUCAACCCGAAGACAAACUAGCACCAGCAUUAGCAACGAAUGUGGACAUGACAACGAAUUCAACAGCACCAAUGACAACAACAUCAACUACUAUUUCGACAAACUCAGACGCCAACGUUACGACAAAAAUAGAAAAAUUGGACAAAAUGGACAAUAUAGACAAUGUGGACAAUAUAGACAGUAUGGACAAUAUGGACAAUAUGGAUAAAAUAGAUAAAACGGCAAAAACGACAAAAAUGGCAAAAUCAGCGGAACCAUCAGAGCCAUCAAUACAAACAAGCACUUUUGCGUCACCUCCAGGAAAAAUUGUGCCAAUAUCGUACUUUUCAAGCAUCAUUCCACAUCCACAACUUCGGUACGACUUUCAUACCCAUAGGUUUACGACAUAUUUAUUCAGCAAUGAUGACAACACGUUAGAAUCGAUUAUUCAUUUCUUUUUCUUCACUGAAGAUCCACUUGAUCAGCCGUCAAUCAAUACUAUUACAAGCACACUUCCUCUUUUACCCAAUUUUGGCCAAAUACUACAAUACAUUGGAUAUUACCUCGAAACAAUUUUUGACGACAAGUUUGAGUUAGCUGGCAAGACCCAAUUGGUAUGCGAGCGAACACUUGUAUUAUUGAGCAACUUGGAAACCCAUUUUGACGGGUUUUUGUUAAACUCUGAUGUUGGACCCUCCAUUCUUAGGAUCGUAGAGCUUCUUUCACAAGUACAGGAUUUUGAUCAAGGUAUGGUUUCAAGCCUUAAGCAAAGAAUGUUGAUUAAGCAACAAGGUCUAAUUGACUUGGUCAAUAACAGUAGCCUAGCUCCAGCGCCAGAACUAGUAUUGGAUCUGCCAACACAAACUUCAACACCGGCACCAACUUCAUCAACAAAUUCAGAUCCUUUUAAGGACCUUUCAUCGCUGGUGUUUAUGAAGGAUGUGAACUUGAUAGAGUUUGCUAAGACUAUUAGCGACUUGGAUUUGAAAUAUUUCUCGUCAUGGAAUUCAAAUAUUGACAAGUCAUUGCUCUUGGCAUCAUCAAUCAAUACUACCAAGGAAACCAAGAACCAGUUUUACAAAAAGAAUCCCCUUAUUUUCAACAAUAAUAAGCAUAUACACUAUUUAUCAAGAUUGCUCAUUAACCACAUUUUUGUUGAGCAAGCGCUGGCUAGAUCAAUGAGCUUUGCAAUUUUAGAAUCGAAAGCAAGGAUAUUGGAGAAAUGGAUUGACUUGGGAUGUCUCUUGGACAAGUCAGGCAAUAUGUCCUCAUGGUUGGGCAUAUCAUCUAUAAUAUUGUCUCAGCCGGUUUUGCGUUUAACCAAAAUUUGGUCACUUGUAUCUAAUGACUAUAUUAAAUUGUUGAAGAAUGAUUGGUCGCCCGUGUUGUUUGAGUUGGAUCGGCGAUAUUUGGUACAUGAAACAAGUGGCGGAGACAAUGGGCUCUCGACUCUUGGUGAAAAGCAGGAACUGACACCAUCAAAAGAGUCGUACCAUAUCAUGGCACCAAGAGGUUUGGGCAAGAUUUAUGCUAAGGAAAGAGUGAUUCCUUAUUUCAGUGACUUGGUGAUCAACAACCUGGGUCUUACUGAAAAUGUUGAUGUUUACGAGUUGGAAUCAAUAUGGAAAAGAAUCAAUUAUUCGUUUGAUCGAUGGAAUGACUAUUUGUCGAAUUUGAAUAACCAUGACGAAAUUAUUAAAUAUAAUGAAGAUGUCUUGAGGCGGUAUGAUACUAUGGGUUUUAUAUUUUCAAACGAAAGCUUGAAUCAGAUCUUGUACCUAGGUGGAAACAACGACGAAGACGUUGAACCACACGCGCUCCGUGACGAAAUGAAUCAAAGGCAUAAUAGAAAUCAUGAUUAUGACCAUUCCUCAACAAGAGAAGGAAGUGAUAGCAACGCCAAGAUCACUGAAGGGCUAUUGAGAUUAAUUGAAGUCAAUUGCAACUCGAUUGAUUUAGAGCAGAUUAUGAAAUUAUCGCUAAAUUUGGAACCCGAUUUACCAGAGGGAUACCUUACAAUGAUCAACUCGCAACUGGUGAUUCCAUCAACACCAUUAGAUUUAACAUUUCCUCAUAAAAAUCAAUCAAGUUUAUCGGUCAACUCUGUGGAAACUCAAUCAUCACUUGAAUCGAGCCUCAAUAAUCAGGGUUUCAAUCCCUCUGCACGGCUACCAACAUUUAACAACAAUUAUUUUAAGCUCGAUUUUGCCAAAUAUGACGAAUUGGCUGUAGCAGAUGACAAAAUAGUCCACCAACAACAAUUGGAUCCGUCCGUAAAUAAACACAAUUUGGUUAUAGAUGAUGAGUUAACAUUUCGGAUUGAUGAUUUUGUUACAGAAGUGGACUCUAACGGAUCCGGUGCCGUUGAUGAUCGUGACCAAGUUGCUGGCUCAUUAGAUGGGGGCGAGGAGGAAGACCUGCCUGGGUUGGGUAUUGAUGUCGAUGAUAUUUUGAGCUCUGAAAAGUUUAACAAUUUCACCAUAUCACCAAAAAGUGAUAACAACAGACGCUCCUCUUCUCACAAGCACUCACGCUCACACUCACACUCACACUCACACUCAAACUCAAAUUCGCAUUCGCAGUCGCAUUCGCAGUCGCAGUCGGGUGCAGGUUCCAACGUUGCUUCUAGCGCCAGAAUGGAGGGAAUAAAGACAAUUUAUAGCUUUGUUCCCAAAUACGCUACUAUCGAUAGGCUCAUUGACUUGCUUUUAAUUGAUGCAACUUAUUUUCAUAAUGAUGUACAUUUGGACUUGACAGAGUAUCGAUUUGUGUUUCUCCUUAAUUAUAAUUCUUUUAUGACCACAAAGGAAUUGUUGGACAAGUUGGUGCACAGGUUUGUGAACUCGGGAAAUGCAGUAUUGAGCGUGAUGAAGAAAAAUCACUUGUUGAAAAAAAUGAAUCAUGAGGUCAAGUAUACAAAUGGUGUGACUGGGAAGAUGCAUGAACCAAAUUUCGAGAAAUCUACACCACAAUUGCCCAUUAAUUUCCCCAACUGGGAUUUAGACCCAACAAUUGACUUGACAGAAAUGGGCGAAGUGGAUUAUGAAUUACUCUUGAAGAUUCAAAUUAACAUCUUAAAGGUUCUUAUUGUGCUUCUCAAUAAUUUUUAUUCAAACUUUUCACUAAACUUGUCAAAUAAAUCCAUUUUGAUCAAGCUUUUGAAAUUGUUUAGCAAUGAAAUUUUGCAAUGGUACAAUUCAAAUAAGAUUGAUGCUUCUUUGGAAAGAUUGUUUGAAAGUUUGGUUUCUUACUACAAAAAAUUGAAGAAGUUAUUUGUCAAAAAGACAUAUAGACCUAACGAGAUUUCAAAAUUUGAUGAGUAUCUCAUUAACGAAUACAAGUUUAACAGCUCAUUAUCAGAAGUACCAAUGAACCGAAACUUACCCAGUCCCAAAAAUGUGCACAAGAUUGAAAAAUUUUUAUACAAAUUUAAUAAGUUGUUGACCAUAUUCUAUAAAGGUAUUAAAGCAGAGGACUGGGUUAAAGCGUACAAGAUUUUAGAAAAUUUGUACGAGUUGAAUGCAUUGUGGGACUUUAAUUUACAAAGACCUACGGGUAUUGGUUCUGGAUCAGGUGUUGGAAAUGGAAAAGGAAAAGGAAACGGAAACGGAAGCGGAAAUGUAAAAGGAGCAGGGGUAGGAGCAGGAGCAGCCAUAGGAGAAGAAGAUGAGAAGCUUGUGAUUUCCAACAUUUUCAAUUUUUUUGAAACGUUAGUUUCUCCCGAAGAAAGACAAUUGGUCUUGAAACAAUUUCCACUUGUGUUUCGCAAGUUGUUUAAAUUAUAUUUCAGGUUCAAGACGUACUUGUUGGUGCAGUUAACGGAUCCAAAUAUCACCACUGAGGAAAGACUCGAAAGAAUGAAAACGCUACUUUUGAUGACCAAGAUUUCCAAGUUGAAGAUGAAUGAUAAUCAGUUUGUCUUUGAAGGCAAUGGCCAUAUACCCUCAUGCGUAGAAACCGCAAUCAUCAAUGUUAUCUAUAGUCCCGAGAGCCGAAUGUUUUCCAACUUGUGGGUGAAAGCGGCGCUUGCGUUAGAUGAGUCAAGAAGAAAUUCGCAAUUCAAUAGCAUCGAAGAAAUGAUCCCGCUGAAUAUAUCAGUACUUGACUUGCAAUCAACAGAACCACUUUUGCCAUGUUUUGGGUGGAUUAUUGAAAAUCUUAUUGCAAGCGAUAAGUGUCCUUCUUUUUACAAAAAGAUGGUCAAUUUCAAUAAACGUUACCUCAUUUUCAAAUUGAUCAAGGAAUUGGGGAUUGAAGAUUUUGAGGAGUCGACUUUAACAAACUCAUCGCUGACUUCGGAAGCUACGUUUCACGAAUCAAGAGAGUUUGAUUUCUUAUUGAAAUUGAAUGAAACGCUAGUGAAUUCGCAAUUGAUGGAGAAUGUUUAUGGACGACAAGCACAAAGUGAUAAAGCGCCUAUUUUUUCCGGGGUUUUACGCGAACAGCAAAGAAUCUUGCUUAUGGAUAAUCAGAAAAAGUAUUUGAGAGAUACAAAAUAUGUCAUCCAUGGCACGGCACUGUUGAGUGCUACUUCUGUUAACAAUUUUAACACUAUCCAUGGCCCCAACAAUAACAGCAGCGGCAUCGCUACCGGCGCCACCACUACCACCACCACCACCGGCGGCAGCAGCAGCGGGAAUUUUCGCAACCACAACAUUCAUGGAAUACACGGCAAUGAUAGCAUUAAUAAUAGCACUACAUCAAUCUUGUCGAAAAAGUCAUCAAACAACUCGCUCAAGAGACAAUCUUUAUCUUACAAAUCCAAUAGUUCUUCUCGAUUUAAGAUUAGUGGGCUUUUUAGUAAAACGCGUCCGUUUCUUUCGAGUAGUGAAAUAGUUUCGGUCAAAGAUUUGCCGAAUCUGGAUGCUAGGGGUGAAAAACCCGCCAAGGCACAUAUUAGUAUCUCGCUUCGAAACCGCAAGAUUUUCCCAGUUUACCAACUCCAAUAUAGUUUCAAAAUUGAUGGUGAUUCUCCUGAAAAUGAAUUUUUCUUUCAAGCAACAUCAAAUGAUGAGCUUAACGACUGGCUCGUUAAACUCAAUUAUGCCAACCGCCACUGGUUUUACUCCAAGGUGUUGAAUUUUAGAUUCAGCGGAGGUAGCAAUAGCAACAAUCUCGUAUUUGGUUUACCAUUGGAAUUCAUAUGUAUACGUGAGAGGAUGGAAAUACCCACUGUACUAAACCAGCUUCUUGAGGCUAUUGAGAGUGAAGGAUUGGAUGAAGUUGGGGUAUAUCGUAUUUCCACGAGUUUAUCUGAAAUCAACAAUCUCAAAAAUACCAUUGACCGAAUGGGGUGCAUGGAUGAUAAAGAGUAUGACACACACACGUUGACAUCUACUUUAAAAGUAUACUUCCGGAUGCUACCAGAUUCGAUCUUAACUGACGAGGCAAUUGAGAGAUUUUAUAUUAUCAAGGAUAACAAGGGGUUUGAUGAAUACCGAGAGAUAUUGGAGUUGCUUCCAAAGAGUAGUUAUAACACAUUAAAAAGGUUGAUUAAACACUUGGUCAAAGUUUGUGAGCAUUCUGAAACAAAUAAGAUGACCACCUCAAACAUUGCUACCGUCAUUGGUCCAACACUCACGGAGGCAAGCUCGCUUGACAUUUUGAUUCACAAUUUUGGAUUUAUAAAUCUGGUGUUGGAGAAAAUGAUUUUAAAUUAUGAUGAUAUUUUUGAAUAG
Molecule: messenger RNA, 6693 nt
Organism: Lodderomyces elongisporus
Lineage: Eukaryota; Fungi; Ascomycota; Pichiomycetes; Serinales; Debaryomycetaceae
Gene: BEM2
Product: Bem2p
Exons: 1
Coding region: 1-6693 (2230 amino acids)
Biological process (GO): positive regulation of GTPase activity; small GTPase-mediated signal transduction
Cellular component (GO): membrane
Molecular function (GO): guanyl-nucleotide exchange factor activity; GTPase activator activity
Source: RefSeq, a predicted model, not a curated record